Messenger RNA from Wallemia ichthyophaga EXF-994, 825 nucleotides. RefSeq names its product Ribosomal RNA small subunit methyltransferase NEP1. The coding region runs from base 1 to 825 and encodes 274 amino acids. Gene Ontology annotation, molecular function: rRNA binding; rRNA (pseudouridine) methyltransferase activity. Gene Ontology annotation, cellular component: nucleolus; small-subunit processome. The record is from RefSeq and is a predicted model, not a curated record. Gene Ontology annotation, biological process: rRNA base methylation. Lineage: Eukaryota; Fungi; Basidiomycota; Wallemiomycetes; Wallemiales; Wallemiaceae. The transcript has 2 exons.
AUGACUGCCAUUAACAAAAGGUCUUGCGAGGAACCUGAUUCUGGUGAUUCAAUAUCAAAGAAGCUAAAUCCCAAUUCUUCCGAGUUCGUUCCAAGGACCAAGCCAACCGCCCCUGAACUAAAUCCACAACAACCACGUAUCCCAAAGACUAAAUCUGAUAAGGAGAAUGCUAGGAGGUUAAUUGUCGUCUUGGAGAAUGCUUGCUUGGAGACUUACAAGCUUAGUACUGGUUCCUCUACUAGAAACGGUGAAGCCAAGUACGCGCUACUCAACUGCGAUGAACAUCAAGGAAUACUUGCUAAAAUGAAGAGAGACAUUUCUGACGCUAGACCUGAUAUAACCCAUCAAUGUCUACUCACUUUGCUUGAUUCCCCACUUAACAAGGCUGGUAUGAUGCAAGUUUUCAUACAUACAGCCCAAGGUGUAUUAAUCGAGGUUAAUCCGCAGGUUAGAAUUCCUCGUACUUUCAAGCGUUUCUCUGGUCUCAUGGUUCAACUCCUACACAAGCUAUCCAUCAGGUCUAUGAAUGGAAGUGAAAAACUUCUCAAAGUUAUAAAAAACCCUAUCACCGACCACCUACCCAUCAAUUGCCAUAAGAUUACCCUCUCCGGUGACGCUCCUACCACCAAAAUAUCUGAUUACCUACCAAGCAUACCACAAGACAAGUCUAUUUGUGUGUUUGUGGGUGCAAUGGCGCAUGGCCAAGAUAACUUUGCCGAUGCCGUCGUCGAUGAAAAAGUCUCCAUCUCGAAUUACUCCCUGUCGGCUUCUGUCGCUUGUGGAAAAUUUUGCACGACACUUGAAGAUAUUUGGGAUGUCGUUUAA